Molecule: messenger RNA, 1820 nt
Organism: Hevea brasiliensis (rubber tree)
Lineage: Eukaryota; Viridiplantae; Streptophyta; Magnoliopsida; Malpighiales; Euphorbiaceae
Exons: 5
Coding region: 25-1440 (471 amino acids)
Biological process (GO): double-strand break repair
Cellular component (GO): PML body; cytoplasm
Molecular function (GO): 5'-tyrosyl-DNA phosphodiesterase activity; single-stranded DNA binding
Source: RefSeq, a predicted model, not a curated record
AACUUGAAAGCGGUCUCGUGAGGAAUGGAAGUAUUGUUACGCAAAGCAACCUUAUUUCCACUCGCAUUCCCAUAUCUUCGCUUCAAUCGUCUUGCCCUUUCAGAGCUCAUGUCUUGGACCUGCAAGAGAUGUACUUUCAUCAACUCCCCAUCUUCAAAACCCACUUGUCAAAUGUGCCUAUCACCUGCUUCUCCUCCUUCUUCUUCCUCUUCUUCACCAGCUUCUCGUCAAGACACCCCAAAAUGGUCUUGCAAAGCGUGCACUUUCUUGAACCCAUACAAGAACAUCACCUGUGAAAUCUGUGGCACUAGGGCUUCUCUUUCUUCCCAUUCGAGUUUAGAGGUUUUUAAUGAGGUUGAUCUCGAUGAGGACUUGGAUUCUUCUAUUGGUUCUGUCUUCUUGCCCUUGAGGACUUGCAAGAGGAAGAUUAGGGACUCAGUCGAUGCUGAUAUGGAUUGUACUGAAUCGGGAAGCUUUCGUGGAGUUAGGGCCUCCAAUAGGGCAGUUGAUGCGAAGGAUGGGGGUGCUAGGGAUUGUGUUAAAUUGGGUGGAUUUCAAGGGUUUGGGGCAUCAAACAAAUCGGUGACUGUUGCAAAGGAGGACACCAGUUCAUCUGCCACUUUGAGUUCAUUCAAGAUUUUGAGCUACAAUGUUUGGUUUCGAGAGGAACUGGAGUUGAAUAAGAGGAUGAAAGCUAUUGGUGACCUUAUUCAACUGCAUUCACCAGAUGUGAUAUGUUUUCAGGAGGUUACUCCAAAUAUAUAUGACAUAUUUAGGCAGUCCAGCUGGUGGAAAGCAUAUCGGUGCUCUGUUGCAAAUGAGGUGGCGUAUUUAAGACCAUACUUUUGCAUGCUGUUAAGCAAACUUCCAGUAAAAUCCUUCAGCUCAAGGCCUUUUAACAAUUCUGUAAUGGGGAGAGAGCUUUGCAUUGUUGAGCUUGAAGUUCAGCCUAACAAGCAUUUGGUGGUUGCCACAAGCCAUCUUGAAAGUCCCUGCCCUGCGCCUCCAACAUGGGAUCAGAUGUUCAGCAAAGAACGUGUAGAUCAGGCUAAGGAGGCCAUCAACCUUCUCAUGAAGAAUGCAAAUGUGAUCUUUGGUGGGGACAUGAACUGGGAUGACAAAUUAGAUGGUCAUUUUCCUUUACCUGAUGGAUGGAUUGAUGCAUGGGCUGAGUUAAGACCAGGGGAAAAUGGCUGGACAUAUGAUACCAAGUCCAAUCAAAUGUUGUCAGGGAACCGAACAUUGCAAAAGCGACUUGAUCGAUUUAUAUGCAAUCUGCAUGAUUUCAGAAUAAGUAGAAUUGACAUGAUUGGCAUGGAAGCAAUACCAGGUUUGUCACAUAUCAAGGAGAAGAAAGUGAGGAAAGAGGUCAAGAUGCUGGAGCUCCCUGUUUUUCCAAGUGAUCAUUAUGGCUUGCUUCUAACAAUUUCUGGCCAGUAGUGUUGACAAUGGUUCAAGCAGAUGGUUGGGAAAAGAUCAAACUCAAUUCCUUGCAUUUUGUACAGAACAAAUGAAAUGAUGUGAAGGCUUGAGAGCAUUUUGGGAAGCAUGUAGCUACCAGUUUUGUGUUACCCUCCUUGGAUGGAGAUGAUAUAACAUCUUUAGUUUCUUGAAUCAACUUUCUCUCUUGUCAUCCUUAACAUCAAUGUGCAGAAUAUCCAAAAUUUUUGUCAUUGCUCAGGGGUUCUGUUAAUCGAUAGUAGUUUCUACUUAAUGAAUUGAAGUGAAAUUGGCAGUUUGUUAGAUUGCCAAUUACUGAGAGGAAUUGUUGACUUAAUGACCAGCUGUGAUUCGUUUCCUUUAGGCAUUUCUUGUCUAAA